AUACCAAGGUGAAGCUAGGCGGUGUAUUUAAGUUUUCUGUGUUGCAUGUGGUGAUGCUGCGCCGCCGCUGGGUUUCUGGAUGUCUUCCGAACCUCCGAGAGUCAUCGCAUUAAUAUACUGUUUGACAUACGUAUGAGCGAUCCUCCUGUACUAGAUGAACCUUCAGAUGUUAAUAAGACAGAACUAUUUAAUUUGGAUAAUCUUUGUUAUCGAGAUGAAGGAAAUAAUACAAUCGUAGUAUCCAAUACAAAGACUAGUUUGAUAUUGCGAAUUCGGAAAACCAAUGUUGGACGAAAUGGUUUUACUCCAGGGAUACUGGUCCAAGGCUCACACCAAACGAUCCGAGAUAUUUGCAAAUCAGCGUAUACUUCUUCAGUUUGGUUCUCAAUUUCUUCGCAGCAUACAUCUCAUCAAAACAAGUCCCACGUUUCUUCGUGAACUAGGAAAAUCAAUCGAACCUUUUAGACCCGCCUACCGUAAAGUCAAAGGAGUGGACCUUUCUGAGAAUUUUGUUUUUGUCACAUCAGAUGCAACACAGAUGCCAUCACAUCUUGUGGAAUAUGCCUUCGGUCCAACUUUAAGCGUAGAAAUUAAGCCAAAGUUUGGUGCUAUCCCAUUAUGGCCUGCUACCGGCGUUGUUAAUCUAGUUAAAAACUCCGCUUCACUGUUCUGUUUAAGGCAAGAACAUUCUAGUAAACGAUCACGUUGGAAAGACCUGUCAACAUAUUGUCCUUGUGACCUAUUUUCUGGUGAUCGUGACCGACUGGUACAUGGUUUAAAUGCUCUUCUGACUACGCCCCAAAAUAAUUUUCGAGUUUACUUGGAUAGUAAUCCUAUUUAUUCUCAUGACGUCGAUAAACUAGAUUAUGGAUUGAAUAAAUUUUUUCACUUGGAACAUAAUUCAAUUUCUUCAAGUGAACAACAAAGUGCACUUCCCAAUGUUUUUGAUCAUAGGAAUGUUUGUCGUUGUUCCGAAGCAUGUCAAUUCGCCAAUGAUAGGGACCGAUUGGUACGUGGCACUCUACUGAAAGCAUUGUUGCACAAGUUUGACUGUACAAAUGAUGAUACGAAGGCGCUCAUUCCAAUCAACUCAACUGAUCGUCAACCUUUUUCAAUGCAUUGUGCAUUACAUGCAGAUCAAAAAUUUCAUUCAACUUCAUGUGAUAAUUGUUAUAGCAUACAAAGAAAUUGUACACUACCAGAUGGUUGUAUUUUACAACGUAUACUUUCUGUUCAAUUGUUGAUCACGACAGAUGUUGCUUUUAUCUUCCCGCAUUAUAAACGUGUACGUACUUUUUUAACAUCACAUGGAUGGACAUGGGAGAUGUGGCUUAAACUAGCACAGAAAGGUGAAGUGUCAAAAUAUUUGCACACAGAAGAAAUCGCUGAAAGUUUUGAUAUAGUUGAAAAAUACUUGAUCUCUUUAAUUGCUCGGGAUUGCUCAAUUAUGAUUACUGUACAACGUGCAAAACCUGAGUAAGGAUUUUGCUUAUUUUCAUACGAGAGAUGCCAUUUUCAUAUCACUUUAAUUGUAGAAGAUCAAUCAGUUAUCUCACCGCCACAAAUUCCUUUUUGUGUAUCUAAUUCGUACAUCAUUUUAUGUAUUUCUUUAAAUACGUCCCCAAUAAGUACCAAAUACUGGUACGUUUGUUUCAUUUCCAUACAAAAUCUUAUGAAGUUAUUGAAGCCAUUUUUAUUUAUACUAAAAAGUGAAAGAUACUUUCGUAUAACAAUAUGAAACAUAUUUACGACCCACAUUAAACGUCAGCGCAGUGAAUUUGUGUUAUCUCAUUGUUUUAAAUCUUAUUUCGUAGUCCUAAUACACAGUCAGUACGCCUGCUCCUCACUUAUGUGCGGAAAAGCUGUCCACUACCAUCAUCUGUUAUUUCGGGUACAUGCUGUUGUAUUCCAAGAAUGUUACUUAGUUGUGCCAUUAUAGAUCUAGAUCCGAAACCCUUGGAUAAACUACGUGAUCGACUAGAUUUGGAGACAGCCGUUGCAAUGGAAGCGAUCAAUCGACAGUUUAAACUGCUGUUACCGAAAAGUCUUUCAUAAUAUAUAUUCUCAGAUUCUUGUAUCUUCUGUAUUAGUUUUCAGCAUUUGUUUCGCCUUAACUUUUAAAUAGUCCCUACCUGAUUGUCACUUUUUUGUACACAUACGUAUCUACCGCUCAAUUUGGAUAUCCAUAUUGCGACUAAAAGUUUCUCUUCUUGCAUAAAAAAGUACUUUCAUUCUGUGUUGGACGAUCUUUAGUGAUAAAAAAACAUAUGGGAAAUAAUUCAAAUACCUCUAUUUUGUAGAUUUGUACUCGCGUGCAUAUUUAGUAUGCAUGAUAUAAAUCAUAACAAAUGUUAUUUAUUAGAACUGUUAUGUCUCUUUUGAAAUCGACUGAAAAUUACAGUUGAUCCAAAUGUUACAGUGUGCUUCCGAAUUAUAAUGUAAGAUUUUUCUUUAUUAUUAUUGGUUUGUUUGUGCUCUUGUCUUAAUGUCUAGAUACGACGGCGACGUUUCAGAGUUCUUUUCUUGGUUCCCGACCUAACAUUCACAGACUUCUUGUUAUUACUACACUUUUGCCCUUCACAAAACCAACUAGCUCUGUAGAAUUUUGCAACAUUUUGUACAGUGUAAAAUAAAGAAGUAUUGUCAUCUUGUCAAUAAACUUCAAAAGUCAGCU
Messenger RNA from Schistosoma rodhaini, 2674 nucleotides. NCBI's taxonomy places the organism in Eukaryota, Metazoa, Platyhelminthes, Trematoda, Strigeidida, Schistosomatidae. The record is from the annotation of a GenBank genome assembly.